Haliotis rubra (blacklip abalone) is the source of this 2481-nucleotide messenger RNA. RefSeq lists its product as uncharacterized. The coding region runs from base 66 to 2444 and encodes 792 amino acids. The record is from RefSeq and is a predicted model, not a curated record. NCBI's taxonomy places the organism in Eukaryota, Metazoa, Mollusca, Gastropoda, Lepetellida, Haliotidae. The transcript is spliced from 4 exons.
UAUUGCGGCAAAGAGCACGUGACGUGAAGGAGAGCUCAGUGCAGUUGUAGGUCGCAGGUCGCAGGAUGGUUCUCUGGUACAUCUACCUGGCUGCCAUUCUCGGAUUUGUUGCUGUGUCCGGGCUGCCAGCCAAGCAUGGACAGUCAGGUCAGUCAGGUCAGUCAGAAGGUGAUGCCCUACUGGACCAAAUGUAUGACAUCAGCUUGAAGGAGCAAAACAAUGAACUGAAUCCACACAACCAGAGGCAUGACGUAGUUCCUGAUGACCCGAAGCUUGAGGCUGAACCCGAAAAGCUACGGCACAAAGGGCAGUUGCACGACGUAAAAACCAAGGGCCAAAGGCUUGAAGAUCCUAAAGACAAAGGGCAGGACGUUGAUUCCAGGUACCGAUCGUUGCACAUGGAUCCCAGGGACCGAAAUGAUGCAGGUCCCAAAGAAGGAAGCCCAACCUCCCUUGAGAACAUACGACUAGUCGAUCCUGACCCGCUUUAUGUCAACGAUGAACCCAAUGACCAAUGGUAUGACAUCAAAAUAAAGAACCAGAGGCCUGACUCAGAUCCCCAGCAACAGAGGUCUGCCACUGACCCUCGUCCGCAGGAGCAGGAGCAGGAGCUGAGGCCUGACGCCGACGCCCACCCGCAGGAGCUGAGGCCUGACACCGACCCCAACGCGCAGGUGCGGGAGCCGAGGCCUGACGCCGACCCCAACGCGCAGGUGCGGGAGCCGAGGCCUGACGCCGACCCCAACGCGCAGGUGCGGGAGCCGAGGCCUGACGCCGACCCCAACGCGCAGGUGCGGGAGCCGAGGCCUGACGCCGACCCCAACGCGCAGGUGCGGGAGCCGAGGCCUGACGCCGACCCCAACGCGCAGGUGCGGGAGCCGAGGCCUGACGCCGACCCCAACGCGCAGGUGCGGGAGCCGAGGCCUGACGCCGACCCCAACGCGCAGGUGCGGGAGCCGAGGCCUGACGCCGACCCCAACGCGCAGGUGCGGGAGCCGAGGCCUGACGCCGACCCCAACGCGCAGGUGCGGGAGCCGAGGCCUAACGCCGACCCCGACGCGCAGGUGCGGGAGCCGAGGCCUAACGCCGCCCCCGACGCGCAGGAGCGGGAGCCGAGGCCUAACGCCGCCCCCGACGCGCAGGAGCAGGGACGGGAGCUAAGGCCUAACGCCGACCACCGGGGGCGAAUGUCAACCUUCCUUGAUAACACACUUGUUGCCAGUGAUACUUUUGUCAACGUCGAACCCAGGAAUCCAAAUUAUGACAUCAAAAUCGUGGACCAAAGCCCUGACGCGGACCCCCACCUGCAGGAGCAGAGGCCUGAGGCCAACCCCCACCCUCAGGAGCAGAGGCAGAGGCCUAACGCCGACCCCAAGGAGCCAGUUCAAACUUUCCUUGGUAAGACACUUGUUGCCGGUGAUACUUACGUCAACGUCGAACCCUACGACCCAAAUUAUGACAUCAAAAUCGUGGACCAAAGCCCUGACGCCGAUCCCGCUGAACAAAAGCCUUAUACCAUUGAAGGAAGCUCAACCUCCCUUGAUAAUACACUUGUCGCCGGUGAUAUGGUUGUCAACGUGGAACCCCAGGAUCCACGUUAUGACGUCAAUAUCAAAGACCAAUGGCUUGACGCUGAUCCUGUGGACCAACAGUAUAUCGCUCCCAAGGAUGGAAACUCGAUACCCCUUCAUAACACACUUUUCGCAGGUGCCACGUUAUAUAUCGACAUCAAACCCAAGGAACAGAGCUACGACGUCAUGCCCAAGGACCAGACACAUGACGUUAAUUCCGAGGACCAAUUGUACCACGUGAAUCCCGAGGACCAAAUGUAUGAAGUCAACACCGACGAGGACAGGAAUGAUGACACCGGACCAUCAGAAGAUGACUGGCAAAACCCUUUUCAUGCGGAAAAUCCUGAAGAACCAAACGACGCCAUCCAUAGCGCACCGCUGUUUACCGUGUACGGCCAAGUCGAGGCUGACAUUGAGAUGCAUCCAGAGUCAAAUGGUUCUGCACUCGUUUCUCCACAAGAGUUUGAGCCUCCAAGAAUGAGGAACCCCCGCCCUUUGUCCAUGCUUUUGAAGAAAAUGUUGCUCGCCGCAAUCCCUCCAGGUCAACAAGGAAUGGCUCGGUCCGACCCACCAAGCCGUGGUUCUUCCGAUGACCCCAAAAACGUCCCAUCAGCUUCAACCAAACAAGCCUUUUUUGACAUGAACAUCAAAGCCAUGGAGCCACAAUCAACAUCCGAUGAACCCAAACUGCGAAAACUCUCAGAAAUUUUGGUUGGAAUAAAAAGGCGCUUAGACGAUGGCAGAGAGGAAAGUAAGAACCGCAGGGUAUUCACGCAUCUGCUGACGUACACGAGCAUUGCUGUUGUCAUAUUUGUGGUGCUGUCGUUCCUAACGAUGAUGACGUUGCUAUGUUGGUCUGUGCAGCAUCUGUAACACCAGCUCAGUCCACGAAUAAAACCUGUUCUUGCCA